This is a messenger RNA of Cucurbitaria berberidis CBS 394.84, 1557 nucleotides long. RefSeq names its product amino acid transporter. The record is from RefSeq and is a predicted model, not a curated record. Lineage: Eukaryota; Fungi; Ascomycota; Dothideomycetes; Pleosporales; Cucurbitariaceae. Gene Ontology annotation, cellular component: membrane. The coding region runs from base 1 to 1557 and encodes 518 amino acids. Gene Ontology annotation, biological process: amino acid transmembrane transport. The transcript is spliced from 3 exons. Gene Ontology annotation, molecular function: L-amino acid transmembrane transporter activity.
AUGGACAGCGGUCAAGCUGUGGGCCGAGUGGAGGCGGAGGAGGAGGAGACUGCACCAAGACCCAACGCCCCGGAAACAGAACCACUUCUCGGACAACGUACCUCCUCAGUGUCACAUACUACUCAGCAACUACCAAAACAACUCACCACACGGCAUGCGUUCGCUGUACUUGUCACACUCCAGAUAGGUUCAGGCAUCUUUGCUUCACCAGCCCAGGUCGAUAGCCAUGUACCAUCACCCGGUGCCGCCCUGCUUGUCUGGGUUCUUGGGGGCUUGCUUUCAUGGGCAGGAGCCGCAUCUUUUGCGGAGUUGGGUGCUUCUUUGCCUCUUAAUGGAGGAAUGCAAGAGUAUUUGCGGCAUAUUUUCGGCGACACGGCUGCUUUCCUCAUGGCUUGGAUCUAUAUUAUGGCAGUUAAGCCGUCCUCUAUGGCUAUUCAAAGCAUCGUCAUCGCAGAAUCGAUAGGAUCAGUCAGUUCUGUUAGUGCCCACGGCCCAAUGGACGCGGGCCUUCUCAAGCUUAUUGCGGCUUUCGCCUUCGUGUCCAUGGUAUUGCUCAAUUCUAUCAACACCAAGUUUACGAUGCGGUUAAGCGAGUCCUUCACCAUCUUCAAGCUUUCCACCGUGGGUUUAAUAGUCAUUGGUGGGAUCGUUGCAGUCAUAGCCCACAUCGCAAACCCCCAUUCUUCUCUUUCGGGGUCCAGUGACUGGUACUCCAAAAACUGGUUCCAAACUCGAUCAACCGUGUCAAAUGGUCAUACGGUCGACUGGACAUCAAUGAACGCAUGGGAUCGCUACGGAAAUUACUGUGCGGCCAUAUACGGAGGGUUAUGGGCGUAUGACGGUUGGGACAAUGCCAACAUCGUUGCGAGCGAAAUUCGGGAUCCUGGCCGUGCCCUUCCAAAGGCCAUCAAGGCUGCUAUGGUCGUCGUGCUCGUUUCAUUUGAGCUUGUCAACGUUGCUUAUUACAUCCUCGUGCCGUGGGACAAACUGAGUACAAAUAACGCUGUGGCCGUUGCUGCUGCGACUUCUCUAUUAGGUCGGCCUGCGGGCAUUGCUGUUACGAUCCUAGUUGCCGUUUCGUGUGCUGGCUCUAUCACAAGCAAUGUCUUUUCUGUGGGUAGACUGACAUUAGCCGCAUCCCAGCGACACUAUAUGCCAGCAAUCUUCAGCAAGCGAGGACUGCCGAUGUUUUGGCGGUCAGAAGAAGACGGCGAUUGUGCAUCUUCAAGCUUCGAUGCUCCAAUAUAUGCGAACCUGUUGGCUCUCAUCGUGACCCUAGUCUACAUUCUCACGGGAAGUUUCCGAGCGCUACUGACUUUUGUUGGUAUGGCUGAAUGGGUCUUCUAUGUAAGCACUGUCAUUGGCCUGCUCAUACUCCGCCGUCGAGAACCUCAGCUCGAUCGGCCAUACCGCACCAACAUUGCCCUCCCCAUCACAUUCGUAGUUGUCGGCACGCUAGUCAUAAUACGUUCUGCCAUGUUUGCACCGGUUCAAAGCGGAGUGCUUGCAUGUCUGUUGGUGGCUGGUACCAUAAUAAGCAAGCUUCGUAGCAGGUGA